UGUACGUACAUCUCCCUGCACGUGCUCCGCGAGCUUGUAUAACACAAUGUACUCCAAAGCCCUACUUUUCGACAGUUUGAUCUUUUUCACCGUUUACAUUUUUUCGUUUGAAACCCUACUGUGAUCCGUUUUUCUUGCACAAGUGGCUGUGAUUACUGCUGUGAUCUGAUUGCGAGGAGAAAGUUAUAUAUUCAUUCUUAAACGGUACUAUAGUGAUCUUGAAGAAGAAAUCGGCUAUUUGUAUGCAUAGGUGCUUUUCGACACAAGUAAUUUGUUUAGCGGAUACUUUUCGCUGCGCUACUUCAUUGGCUUCUCUGAUUUACGUGCCAAAUUGAAAACUAUAGUUAUUGCCACGGUCCACUGUUCUCGGUCAUCAUGAAACUGACGGAGAAACCGUGAAUAAAUAUACAAAUUGGCAUCUGAAAAAAAGUAAAGAAUAAAAGAAAAUGACGAAUCCAUCCGAGGUCGUGCAUCAGUCGUUGGCGGAAAAGAUAACGACCGACACGCUGCGCAAGAUCGCCUCCAACGAUGAGUACGACGAGAUCGAGAUGGUGUGCGUGGCCGAGUACCUUUUCGGGAUGUACGAGUGCUCGUUCGAGAGGCAGUUUGGUCUCAUAACCAGCGACGAUCCGUCAAAGAGCGCGGCUCUGGAAAAGAUCGGUAAGAUCGAUGUGCGCGACACGCCGUUCUUUGCAAUCUAUAACAAGGGCGUUAAGCACUGGGUGUGCUUUGCCGUGACUUACCUGUACAGUUCGGUCGUGGUGUUGUACAAGGACUCGCUCGGCGUGCCGAUACCCAACAAGCUGAGGGAAGCCAUUGGGGAUAGGCUGAGGGAUGAGAGGAGCCUGAGGUUCGACAGUCACAGGGGAACAGAGCAGAGCGACGAGAGCAGCUCGGGCCCGAUAUGCCUGAGGAACUUGCAGGUGCUGAUCAAGGGACUCAAGUCGGAGAUCAUCAAGGGUCCGCUGAUAGAAAAGUUCCAAAAAGUGCGCUUCUGCACGCAGUACGGAGUGCAGAGCGUCAAGAGGGAGUUCCGGCUGUGGCUGCAAAAGUACCUGCUCUCCGGCCUCGAGGAGGUGGCUACCGAUCUAAUGAGCGACCGAAGCUACGAGAUCUUUAGGGAGAGUCUCUGUAGUUUUCUUGAGAGCUGCACCAAACUUUUAAAAGAGACCUUUGUCCUGUCGAGCAAUUACACGUCUCUGCUGAAGACCGAGGCGAAGAAGAAGGACCAGGAUCUCAAGUACGAGUCGGACCACAAAACGCUAAAGGCUCUGAAAAACGCCAGAAACAACUUUUAUGUCAAUUCUGAAGUUGCCAAGAGCAUGAAAUUUGAUAAGAACGACUUUAUUGAUCUCGACAACGGGAACAGAGUUUACAAUCUUGACAUACAGGAGAGAUUUCCCGAGCAGAUGCAAAAGUUCACCAAGAUCUUCGCAGUGCUGGCACAGGCCGAGAUGAACGAGGAGCUAGAAAGGGCCCUCAGAAAAGUCAGCGAUCUGUUGCGACUCGAUUACGAGAAAAUAAAGGUCUACUUUGAGCAGCAGAAGUCGCCGAGGCGACCUGAUUUCAUGAGGGCUGAUGUUGAGCCGCCUAACGUCGUCGUGGUCGUCGAAAAGGCACUAUUGGCUGUCAAGUCUAAGGCGAAAGCAAACAAGACCAAAGCCGACUCCACCGACAAGAAAAUCAAAGACUGGGACCGGCUGUUGUCCGAACUCGUGCUCGACGCCCACGCGGACGACUCUACCAGUGCGGAGGAGCUCGCAGCCCAAACACGGCGCAUCCGCGAGUGCCUGCCUCUGAUAAGCAAGUACUACGACGAGUUCUGGUCCACCCGAGGUGCAGCGCAAAUCAACGAGUUCGCCAAGGCCUGCAGGCAGACGGAGAGGGUCUUCGACGUGGACAAGCUCUGCGAGGCCGUGGCCGUGAUGGACCGGGCCAACGAGCUCGCGACCGGUGGUCACAGGCUGCGCGCCCCCCAGGUCUUAUCCAUGCUGGUCUUUCUCAGCUGCUCGAACCACUCGCGCGGCAAGCUCUGCCAGAUCGAAAGUGGCGAAGGGAAAACGGUGAUCGUGUCGCUCCUCGCGGUCAUGAUGAUACUGCAGGGCGAAAAAAGCGUCGACGUGAUAACGAGCAACGCCGUCCUCGCGCAGGAGGGUGUUGACAGUCGCAAGCUGUUCUACACGAUGUUCAACGUUAGCGUCGCCUCGAACGCACCAGACAAGACCUACGCCACCGGACCGAGAAAGUGUUACCUGGCGGACGUUGUUUACGGAAGCAUAAGCGACUUUCAGUUUGAUUACCUGAGAGAUACAGCCGAGGGUUUGGGGACGAUGAGCGGCCGGCAAUUUGGCCGGGUUAUCCUGGACGAGGUGGACAACAUGCUCGUGGACAACGGGCGUCACAUUGCCAAGAUAUCUUCGCCGUUCCCCGGAAUGGAGAAUCUCAAGUACAUCUAUCUGAGGAUCUGGAGCGAGCUGCUUAGCGUCGAAUCCGACCUGAUGGACGACUUCCAGGAUAAGUUGAACGGUUUCGCUGACGUACGGAAUGCCAAGGAAAUGGCCGUCCGUGAGUUCGUCAAAAUCUUCGAUUCGUCCAUGGUUGGACGCACGGAGGAAAGGAUAAAGGCUAAUUUGCAGGAUCUAGACCUAAAGUUCGUCCCAACGCACUGCCUGAAAUACGUCUCGAACAUGAUACCGAAGUGGAUCAGCAAUGCAAUCCGCGCCCGCUAUUUCAUCAACGAGAACGAACAGUACUCCCUGAAAGAAGUUAACGGCGAGCUAUCUAUCGUCCCAGUGGACUACAGCAACACCGGUGUCACUCUAAAAAACACCGUCUGGUCGUAUGGACUACACCAGUUUGUCCAGAUAAAGCACAACGUACGCAUAACUCCCGAGAGUUUGACCAGCAGCUGUGUCUCGAACUACGCCUUCAUCGGGAAGUACGGUUACAGGAUUUUUGGGCUGACUGGCACUUUGGGCUCGAAAUCCGAGCAGCUACUGUUAAGUUCCAUUUACAGCGUCGACUACGCCAGGGUCCCUACCUACAGAAACAAAACAUUCAAGGAGUUAAAGGGUAUCGUCGUGCCGGACGACGAUUGGAGCUACGAGGUCACCCUCAUGACUGUCGGCUUAAUACGCAAUACCGGCCGUGCGGUUCUGAUAAUUUGCAAGACGAUAGCGGAUUUGAUGCAACUAGAAGAGCAGCUCGCCUCGAUCAUAAGCUCGCAGACGUGGUGGGACUGCAAAAUCCAGUUGAAAAAAUUCCAGGACGAGGAGACGGCUGACGUUACCCGUGAGACCGUGGGUCCGGGUGAUGUAAUAGUAGCGACCAACAUUGCUGGACGUGGGGCUGAUUUCAAAACUUCGCGCGAGCUCGAAAAGAACGGUGGCUUGCACGUGCUCGUCGGUUUUUGUCCUGACAACGAGAGGGUCCGCGAACAGGCGUUUUUCAGAACCUCGAGGCAAGGAAAUCUGGGUUCAGCUCAGCUCGUUGUUCGCGAGAGCGAAAUCAGAAAGCUGGGUGUUGACACGAUUGAUUUGGAAAAGGUUGACUUUGACGAGGUAAAAAGGAGAAUCGAUAUCAUCGAAAGGGAAAGACUGAACGACAUAAAGUUAUCAAAGGUCGAUGUGCUUCGGUAUGAGGACACGCUGUUCAUGCUGUUCUCCGAUAUGUGUCAGGAACUUAAGAACAACAAUGUCAUCACGUGGGGCCACUCGUACUUGAUGAAGGACCUCAAGGAGUUUUGGGCUUUUUGGCUCGAGGACCAAAAUUUCGAAGGCAAAAAGUAUUCUCUGAAGGACGCGAGCUUCAUUUUCUUCCAGUUCAAACAUCACGAUGUGACUAAAAAAAUCGUCGCUGGUACGAUAUCGCAGAAUCCGUACUACGGUGUUCUUCAAGCUGACUUUUUCUUAAAAAACGACGAGAUUGAGAAGACAAAGAACUCGCUGGUCAACGCCGUAUGUAUGUGCAAGAACGCCAACGUCAUGUAUCCUGCGUUCAUAUCUUUAUUCGACUCAACCCUGGAAGAAAAAGGACCCCUUUUGCCGAGAUUCAAGAGCUUCUUGUCCAAGGUGUUCGCGAGUAAGCCCCAAAACGAUGAAAAAGUCCCAAACUUUGCCGUUGAGCUCGUUGAAUACCUUAAAAUGGCGCACGCCGGGUUGACGGAAGAGAUAGACUUCAUGGAGACCUACUAUUUCAACGACGAUUACAACUUUGAUUUCAAGCGUAUGCUCGUCAAGCCAAAAGGCAAAGAAAAUUUGAUGGUUAAGCACAUCGCUGCCAAGCUCACAUGUCUCAAGGUGUAUAGCGGUAACGUCGAGCUGUUGCUCGAGGCUCUGGACGGCAGCGAUACGCACAGUUUAGCCGUGAACAAGAGGAUAACGGAUUACUUGAAAAAUUUUUCGCCGGACACCAAGGAAGAAAAGCAGACAAGGGAGCUCAUGUCCGAGGCAGAGGUGUCGGAGUUAGGUUCAAAGGGUUUGAAAACAAUUUACGGUCUGAAGAGAAUACCCGUCGUGCCCGACUCGGUUCUCGAUAAGGAGCGCAAACAAAUACUGGGUGCACUGUCUCUGAUCGCACGAGCAACGGCUUUUCCACCCCUGAAUUUCGCAGUAGCCAACGUAACGAGUCUCAUGAUAGCUGAGGCUAUCGCCUCGGUUGUGCUCCAAUUUUUCAAGGACAACAACAACAUCGACGAUCUCGUCGACAAAAUCGAGUACCUCAAAGGUAAAACGCUGAACUACAUAGUGAGCCUGAUGACGUCCGGCGCCCUGAACCACGACGUUUGCGUAAAAAUAUUCCUGCGCAUGGUCAGGUGCUACCGUGAGUCGUACUACUUGCUCGAGCACUCGUCUGAAAACACGAGACUCCUCAAGUCCGUCAAUUCGACGCAAAUCCUGCAGGACGUCAAGGCUGUGGAAAACAGCGCCAAGCUCGGAGCGUCCGGGUGGACCAGACGGAUACGCGUACCUGAGACUUUGGCCCAAGAGUUCUUCGAGAGCGGCGUUGAUGGCACGAUCGUGGGUUCUCUCGUUGAGUUCGUCGUUGUAAAGGGACCGGCUGUUUUGGAAAAUGGUAAUGGCGUAGAGGAGAAGCGGAAGACUCCGAAAAAAUCCACCUUUUUCCACGCCGCGGCAAAAGGUGUCCAGGGCAUGCCAAGGGUCGAGAAGUAUCUCUCCUCGGUGGCACCGAAAAAGUAUGGCGGAUCGUUCGACGAAGUGCGCUUCCAGUUCCCAAAGAGCGAGAGCCUCAUGUCAACCGUAUGUCUACCCAGCGAGGCUUGCCUAAAAAAUACGCCCUACUCGUCGAUUGAGAGAUCUCAACUGCCAGCCAUCUCUAUGCUAAAAAGGGACUAUCGAGGCCUGCGCUUCGUCUCCAGGGUGGAAGCGAGUGGAGCGAGCAAGAAGUCGUACGUCCAGCAGCAGAGAGAGCUGCUGGAAAAGGGCGAGUUCUGGCAGGUGCUGAAGAACGAGGUGGCUGAGAUAAUAGCCGUGUCGCGGUUUUAUCAGCUGAAUCGGAUGGAGUACGCCAACUAUACGACACCCAUUGUGCAGAUGCUGCAGUACUGCAAAGGUGACGACGUGCUCGGAGCGCCGGAGCUUACCGCCAACGUGCCGAAGGGCAGGCUCAUCAGUCAGGAACAAUACAACUCGAUCGUGCAGCUCUUCAAGUUGAAAGCGGAGGUUUCGUGAUAUGGAUAUGAUUUAUUUGAUUGUUGUAUAUAUAUUUUAUAUUGUAAUUUAUUCUUGUUGUUGAUAAUUGUGGAUAAUCUUUUUUUUGAAAUGUUGACUCGUUGAGAAAUCGUUAAUAGAUCAUUUGUUAAUAGAUCAUGGAUUAUUUUGUAUUAAAUAAAAGUUAUCUCGUUAUAAAUAGUUAUUAUUGGUUUGAGUUCAAUACAUCAUGUGUUCAAACCAAUAAUAAUCAGGAUGUGAUUGAUAAUUGUGAGGAAUGAAAAAAAAAAACGAAUGAAAAUUUUCGCUACAAAAGG
Messenger RNA from Copidosoma floridanum, 5986 nucleotides. RefSeq lists its product as uncharacterized. Gene Ontology annotation, biological process: protein targeting; protein import; intracellular protein transport. Gene Ontology annotation, cellular component: membrane. Gene Ontology annotation, molecular function: ATP binding. The record is from RefSeq and is a predicted model, not a curated record. NCBI's taxonomy places the organism in Eukaryota, Metazoa, Arthropoda, Insecta, Hymenoptera, Encyrtidae.